This is a messenger RNA of Trichoderma asperellum CBS 433.97, 1554 nucleotides long. RefSeq lists its product as uncharacterized. The record is from RefSeq and is a predicted model, not a curated record. Gene Ontology annotation, molecular function: transmembrane transporter activity. Gene Ontology annotation, cellular component: membrane. Gene Ontology annotation, biological process: transmembrane transport. NCBI's taxonomy places the organism in Eukaryota, Fungi, Ascomycota, Sordariomycetes, Hypocreales, Hypocreaceae.
AUGACUGCCGAGCUUGGCCAAGCUGAAAAGUCGCCCGUUGCGGUGCUAACGCAGGGAGGUAGCAACAGCCUCAAGGGUGCAGAUGGAGAUGGAGAUGCUGCUGCUGUUGUUGCUGUCGCCGAUGAGAGAAUCAAGAAGCGCCAGUCGCUGUCUGCUAUCUUUACCAUUAUCGCAGCCGGUGCUGCUCUAAUCUCAGAUGGAUAUCAAAACAACUUAAUGACAAUGAGUAAUGUUCUUUUUAAGAAAGAAUAUCCUGCUCAGUAUACAUCUGUCGUUAGUACUCGCGUAUCCAACAGUUUGCUCGUAGGGGCCAUUUUGGGCCAACUCUGUAUCGGCCUCACAUGCGACUAUCUUGGGCGAAAGACGGCAAUCGUACUCACCACGCUAUUGAUUGUUCUCGGAGGCAUCUUGGCCACUGCUGCUCACGGAGUCACUCCUUUGGGGAUGUUCUGGAUGCUGACAGUUGCACGAGGCAUUGUGGGAUUUGGUGUUGGCGGCGAGUAUCCGGCUGCAAGCACAUCAUCCUCCGAAGCUGCAAACGAAAGAGUCCUGGAAAAGCGCGGCACAGUCUUUAUACUUGUAACGAACCUACCUCUCAGCCUCGGCGGUCCCCUGGCUGUGUCCAUCUUCCUGAUUGUGCUUUCGGCCGCUGGCGAGGAUCAUCUGUCGACAGUAUGGCGAGUAUGCUUCGGCAUUGGCAUCCUGCUUCCGUUGUCCGUCUUCUACUUCCGAGUCAAGAUGGUCACGUCCAAGCUGUACCGCAAGAGUGCCAUCCGGCGCCGUGUGCCCUACGGCCUUGCCCUCCGCUACUACUGGAAGACGCUGAUUGGCACUUGCGGUGCCUGGUUCCUCUACGACUUUGUCACUUUUCCCAACGGAGUCUUCUCCGGCACCAUCAUCUCGUCCGUGGUGGACACGCAUGGAGACACGCUACGAAGCACGGCUGAGUGGCAGCUCUUGCUGGGGGCCAUUGCUCUGCCCGGCGUCUUUCUCGGUGCGGUGCUUUGCGAUAAAGUAGGGAGAAAAAACAUCAUGAUGCUUGGCUUCUCCGGCUACCUCAUCUUUGGCCUCAUCAUCGGCUGUGCCUACGACAAGAUUACCAAGAUCAUUCCCCUCUUUGUGGUCUUUUACGGCCUAAUGCAGAGCUCUGGAAACUUCGGGCCCGGAGAUAUGCUGGGCCUUUUGAGUUCGGAAAGUUAUGCUACGAGUGUAAGAGGAACAUUUUACGGCCUCAGCGCAGCUCUGGGCAAGACCGGUGCCGCCGUGGGAACGCAGGCCUUUACUCCUAUCCAGAACAACUUGGGCAAGCGGUGGACCUUCAUCAUCGCCGCCAUCUGUGGCGUUGUCGGCGUCUUGGUCACCUACUUCUUUGUGCCCAAUGUCACUGGCGAAGACUUGGCCGUGCAAGACGAAAAGUUCAAGGCCUAUCUGAUCGAGCAUGGGUGGGAGGGCGAGAUGGGCGUGAAUGACGAUAAAGAUGUAGCCGCUGUGGAGGAAGACGAGGAAGUGGCCGCCUCCUCACUCAACGUCGGCGAAAAAGGCGUCAGGGUAUAG